ACCUGCAAGGGGUGGACACGUGGGUGCAUUAUGUGUAAACAAUCGCCAACGCUCCAGCGUUAAAAAAAGGGCAAUUUUUUUUUAUUCAACUCCUGGAAUUAUUUUCCAGAUGCUUCGUCGUUGUUUUUCUCUUGAAAAUCGGAUCGUCCUCUCCUCGAGUCGUCAACCUUCUCGAUCGACCUCGGAAAAUGCACCCAAACAGAAAAAAAACCCUCAAAUUCCGAAGGAUUUUCCCUCGGAAUUCGCACUCUGGGACGGGUCGAUAGCAAAUCCCCAGGACCUUCCCUUCGACGUGAUGAGAAGAACUAGAAAUUUCACAACUCUUCACCUCCUGGACAGGGAUGUCUCCAAGGAAUUCUCGUCCCUCGUUAUCGAUCAAAUCCCCAAAGAGAACACAUUCGUAGCUGAGAUGAACCCUGGCCUUGGUCUGAUAACCCGGGAGCUCCUGGAGUCUGGGGUUUCCGUGGUUCACGCAUUCGAGAAAUUCACGGAAUUUAUGCAGUGGCUUCACCCCCUGGAGGGUGUGUACCCAGGACGUCUGCAGGUCAGACACUACAACUUGGCGACAUUGGCGAAGACUGCAUUCCAGGAUGGAAAACUCAACACCAAGAACAUGGACAAGAUAUUCCAGGGGAUGAGAAAGAAGGGCUGGAGUGAAUCUCCUUCCCUCACCGUCGUUGGGUCUGUCGCCAAUAUUUCGUUUCUCUAUUCCCUCAAAUGGAUGCUCAUCAAUCAAUUCCUGUCUGACUACGGGAGGGCUGUCCUCUACGUCGCAGUCCCUCCUUCAAUUUCCUUGGCAUUCAUCGAUGAUCCCAAGUUGAAACACUUUCACAGAGCGAAGAACGUCCUCCUCAGGACAUUUUUUGAUUUCAAAAAAUUGGGAACUCUCCCCAGGAAGGCCUUCUUCCCCUGGGAGCCAGAGAAUCACUGGAGGAAACGAUAUGUCGAGUAUUACAAGAGAGACAGCGAAAUCAUGGAUGUCGUGAAGAUCGAGACAAAAGAGGAUUUCUUCUCUGAAAACUUCAACCAUCAGGACGCCAUAAUUUUUUACUACUUCCUGGCAAUUCACAUGAGAAAACAAAAUACCAGGAUCAUCCCAUUAUUCGAGAAAUGGAUUCCAGGCUGUGGCCCUCGGCUGAUCCGAGAGGACUACGAUAUAUACUCCACAUUCAACGAACUGAAUUCCGAAGAACUGCUCCAUUUAUUCAAGAUUUUCAAGUCGUGGCCGGAGUAUGAGACUAGUCCCUUCAUAAAUUUCGUAGAAUCAAUCAUUCAAAGUAGAGAGUCAGAAGAGUAAUUACUCCAUUUAUU
Messenger RNA from Fopius arisanus, 1311 nucleotides. RefSeq names its product mitochondrial transcription factor B2 (gene mtTFB2). The transcript is spliced from 3 exons. Gene Ontology annotation, biological process: rRNA methylation; transcription initiation at mitochondrial promoter. Bases 110 to 1297 code for a protein of 395 amino acids. The record is from RefSeq and is a predicted model, not a curated record. Gene Ontology annotation, cellular component: mitochondrial matrix. Gene Ontology annotation, molecular function: mitochondrial transcription factor activity; rRNA (adenine-N6,N6-)-dimethyltransferase activity. Lineage: Eukaryota; Metazoa; Arthropoda; Insecta; Hymenoptera; Braconidae.